Molecule: messenger RNA, 1458 nt
Organism: Tilletiaria anomala UBC 951
Lineage: Eukaryota; Fungi; Basidiomycota; Exobasidiomycetes; Georgefischeriales; Tilletiariaceae
Product: D123-domain-containing protein
Exons: 2
Coding region: 1-1458 (485 amino acids)
Cellular component (GO): cytoplasm
Source: RefSeq, a predicted model, not a curated record
AUGCUGACAGCGAUCGCGUCAAUGCCGGUCCAGGCUGGCGAGUCGUCGCGCAGCGUGCUGCCCUCUUUGACACCCAUCGACAAAGCAUUGGAGCUCACUUCUUUUCAAUCGUGGUACCCCCUUUUCAAGAAGGUGUCUCCCAAAGCCACUGUACUCAGCCUUGAUGAGCUGGAACCUGAUUUUUUGGACUGGCUGGAGGAAGAUGGACUGACGCUGCCCGAGGGAAGCGAAGGGCCGUCGGUGCCGCACGCAAGCAUAGAAGGUGUUACAGACAAAAUGGUGGACAGCGAGACCGAGACGUCUGAUUCUGAGGAAUCAGAAGCGGAAGCAAGUGACAGAGGCGGAGGCGUUCCAAGGCGCUUCGUGGCGCUCGACGAACGGAUCAGGCAGGUCAUGGCCAGGUACGAUGGCCGCAUCUUCCCUAAGCUCAAUUGGAGCGCUCCAAGGGAUGCCGCUUGGAUUCUUCCUGGGUCCAACUUGCAAUGCACAACGCCAGCGGAUGUCUACCUCCUGCUCAAGUCGUCGGAUUUUGUCGCCAACGAUGUGGCCCAAGCCCGCGAGCUUCUGUUGUCAGACAAUACUGCUUCCACAACCACUUCGCAAAGCCCGCCAGGAGAACUUUUAACCAAAUCGGUGCAAAUUGGGCACGCGGUUCCACCACGCCCAAGCCUCUACCUUGUUCUCAAGAAGUGGUUUGACAUGCCGUCAUCCGCCGAGUUCCGCUGUUUUGUCCGUGCUGGUCGUUUUGUUGCAAUCUCACAGCGCGAUGAAAACUAUUACGAACACCUUCAGCCUUCACACGUCCGCCAAAGAGCCAUCAAAGCCUUGCAUUCAUUUUGGCUGGACUACUUGCAUAGAAAGGAAUUUGAGCCGAAGGAGCUUCGUGCGAGUAGUGGAGAAGGCGAUCCGACUCCGGCACCGGCACCCCCCCCGGCUGCAUCGAAAAGGUACGAGCUCAAUGACUACGUCUUCGACGCAUAUAUUACGCGGGACAUGUCCAAAGUGUUCCUGGUCGACAUCAAUCCGUACUUGCCGCGAACAGACGCUUUGCUCUGGGACUGGGAAGAGCUCGAAGACCUGGCUGCGGGCAAGCCCAUUCGACUGAAGCCGGAUGGCGUCCACGAAAAAGGCACAGGCGACGAUAGCGGCACUUCGACAAGUGAUGAAAGCUCAGACGACGAAGAGUUCGAGACGGUGCUACGCGUGUACACGGAUGGCAAGCGAGCACCAGAGGAGAUCCGACGUCCACUAUCAGAAGCUGAACGGCUCCGCAAGCGGUUACCGAAGCUGCGCGUAAUCACAUCACAUGCCCAGGCACAACAAGCGGCCAGCGGAGCGGUACCGAAGUAUGCUCGAAACAUGGUACCGCAGGACGUGAUCGACGCCAGCGACGGACAAUCAAUUGCGGAAUUCGCACACGAGUGGGGAAACAGACUUGGCGAGGCAAUGAAGGGUUAA